UUCGCUGUUUUAGGUUAGAUAGAUCCAGCGAAGACUAUAUAUAAGGGGCGCGGACACAGUCGAGGAAUGUGCAGCAUAAAACUCAGAAGCCAUUUUGUGAUGUGCCCGUUGAGAAAGCCUAUGAAGAUGCUGAAACCAGCGAACAUGGUUACAUUUCUGUCUGUUUCUCCCUCCGCCUCCUCUGUCUCACCAUGGCAGCUGUCAACCGACGGGACACUAGCAAAGCGGGGUGUCGAGCUGUGCUCACAGGGUUAAAACGCCAUUGAUAUGAAAGAGGAGAAUGUCUUGUUUACUGUCUCUUCUGUCGAGACAUGUAACACCGUGAGUCUUUUCCAGUCUGAAAUCUUCCAUCGUCUCUCACAAACCAACGCCUCCUUGGGUGACUUGUGUUAAAUUCACUCCUUGUACCGGGGAGAAAGGGAGGCAGAUCCGUGUUUCCAAUGGCUUCUGUGAGCCUGGUUUCCAGUCCCCCAGCCCCUGUUCUUGACAAAAACAUGACAGACUCUGAGCUUGCAGGGGAUGAAAGGGAGGACGGCGAAUUGGAAGAUGGAGAAAUAGACGACGAGGGGAUUGAAAUCGAAGAGGAGAACAAAGAGGUCGCUGAGGUGAAGGAGGACAAUGAGAAAGAGAAGGAAAAAGAAAAGGAAAAGGGCAAAGAGAAAGAAGAGAAGACACGCAGACACUCCAGGAAGCGGUAUAAGAAGACCAAAGAGAAGAGACGAUCUAAAAGACGGAGACGAGACAGACAGAGGCAUCAUUCCCCCUCCAGCACCUCCAGUUCCGACAGUUACGACUCGGACUACGACCGCCCCGACCGGCCCCAGAACAGGAAGAGUCAGGGGUACGGUCGUGAGUCUGACCUCCAGUCCUCUCAGCACUCCAAAAAAGUUCACGGCAGCUUCAGAAAGUCAUCGCCGCAAAAGAGCAGCGACUUCGACAAAUACAGCGACGACUACAGCGACGACUACAGCGACAAGUACGACUACGAGGAGGAGGAGGACGAUUACGAGGACAUGUCUGAGUAUCAACACUCGAAAGACUCAAGUCAGGGGAAAGGGCGCCACUCGAAAGACCAGAUGAGCCGAGGAGGCAUGAGGGGGAUGAAGCACCAGCAGUUUGGGAUGAGAGGAAGGGGCAGAGGGAGCGGACCAGGAAGAGGACGUGGGAUGCUCAACAAGAUGAAGAAGCUCAAGGGCAAACCUUGGGUGACGGGACGUGGGCGGGGUCGAGGAGGAGACCUGGGAGGGGAGGACAUGGGACACGACGAGGAGAACGCCCGUGAGGACGAGCUGGAGCUGGAGUACUUGAGGAAACAGGGUAUCGCCCCUCUCCCCAAACCWCCUCCUGGAGUGGGGUUGCUGCCCACUCCCGGUCAGAGCAGCCCGACKGAUGGAAGCAAGAAGAUCCCCUCUCUGUUUGAGAUCAAGGUUCAACCUACUGUAGACCUGGCACACAAAAUCGCUCUGAGCGGCUCCAGCUACUCGCAGAACGAAGGCGAAGAAACGGAGCAGUUCAGCGGAGACGCGGAGGACGCGCAAACCGGAGCUGCUGCGCCCUCGGUUCCCCCUUCUCAGAUUCCCCCCUCUGAAUCACCCAUUCUUAUGGGACCGCCCAUGCCUCAGAGUCCCCCGGGACAGCACCCACCUCAUGGAUAUCCAAUGCAGCCCCAAGCUCCCUCUGGUCAACCCUCACCGUUUCACGGCUCUAAUAUCAACCAGCAGAUGAACAUGCAGAGGCCUCCGUUCCCUCCAGAGCUACAGAUGUUGCAGAAUAUGUUACCUUUUCAGUCUAUGGGUCAGAACCCGGUGGAGUUCUUUAACAACUUUGUACAAAAUCAGUCCACCAGUCAACAAGGGGAUCCUGCUCUGGCCUUUGUACAGCAGUUGGAUGCAGAGUCCCAGUUAAAGUCUUUGCCUGCAGAGGUGCAGAAAGCCAUCUUCCUUCACCUAACACAYCAGCAGCAAGAAUCACAGGAGAAAGAGUCUCAUAGAGCAGAAAGCCACGAUGAGAACAGUGAAAACAAAGAUGAAACUACAAACUGGUACUCAAGUGACGAAGAGGACGGGAGCUCCUGUGUUUCCUCCAUCCUUAAGUCUCUAAAGAAGCACAGCGAGAUGCAGCAGAGUCAGUCGAAGCCCCUGCAGGUGGUGCCGGGGGCUCCACUGAGUGACCCUCGGCUUCUCAAAGCCCCGCCGUUUGACCCGCGAGUGAAGCCAGAGCCUAGACAGCGACUGCCGGAUGUCAAUAAGGAGUCGGACGGUGCUGCGGAUCCGCGGUUCUCCAGAGAUCCCAGGAAGAUGAGAGCACCCGAGUUGGGUUCCUAUCGCCAGCUGGGCCACCCGGUUCCACAAAAGCCUCCGACCGGAGAGGAGGAGGACGAGGGAGAGAGGGAGCUCCGGGACAGAACUGUUCUGAUCCCGUUGGACGCCAGCCCCGGCGCAGUGCUGCGGGACCCUCGUUGCCAGUUGAAGCAGUUUAGUCACAUCCGGGUGGACAUCCUGCUCCAGAGACCCACCUUUGCCCAGACGGUGGUYUGGGCCCCUGAGGAUCUCAUUCCCUCCCUCGUCCCCAAACAGGAGCACUCCAUCAARCUGCCUCUCCCACCUCUGAUUGCCGAUGCUCAGAUGAACCGAUCAAACCUGCCCGACCACCUGACGGCUUCCAGCCCUCCACCGUCGGACCCCAGACUGACGGGGGCCCGUUUGAAGGAGCGUUUGAGUCGUUUCCCCUCUGGAUCCCUGGAGUCUCGAUCCUCCACAGAAAGACCCGUAGACCCCCGCCAGCAGAAGUCUCUUGACCCCAGACUGAAGCGUAGAGGGAGUCUGGACUCCAAGCUGCUGGGUCAGAAAGAGCCCCCYUCGGGCGGAGGGCUGGUGGAUCCCAGACUACAGAAAGCCAACACCAGCUCGUCUCCUCAAGCUGCCCAAGGCAAGCUGGAGCCUGAGAAAUUGCCCCCAUAUGCCCCCCGACUGGCUUCUUCUGACGGAGGUCUGGAGAGCCCCACUACAAUACUCGGGGGCAUCAGUCUGUACGAUCCUCGCUCUCAAACUGAGCAGAAGGAGCAGGCAGAGCCUCCGAAAAAGGCGGGGAUCCUGAAACAGCCGUCUAAAACCGAGAGCUCUCCCGCCGCCUCGCUUUCACCGACUAAACAAAGCGCCUCUUCUGAAGACGCCAAAAGCACAGACGUCUCCUCACAUCAGACUCCUCCUGCUUCCCCCACAGUGGCCCCUGCCUCGCCCGUCAAACCCCCRGCAGUCCAUAACCUCCCCAUCCCAGCGCUGGCCGGGCUGAUCCGACCCCAGUACUCGGACCCCAGGCAGGCCAAACAAGGAGGACAAGCUGGCUCUGCUGGAGCGCAGGAAGAAACGGAGGUGAAACAGGAGCCGGAAAGGYAGGUGGAGGAGGAGGGGGAAGCGAAGGAGGAAGAACCGAAACCGAAAGAGCUAGAGGAGGCCGAUGACCGGACACUUAAAGACGUGUUCAAGACUUUUGAUCCCACUGCUUCUCCUUUCUGUCAGUAAACCAGAGCUAAACUCAGA
This is a messenger RNA of Austrofundulus limnaeus, 3539 nucleotides long. RefSeq names its product zinc finger CCCH-type containing 6 (gene zc3h6). NCBI's taxonomy places the organism in Eukaryota, Metazoa, Chordata, Actinopteri, Cyprinodontiformes, Rivulidae. Gene Ontology annotation, molecular function: RNA binding; metal ion binding. The record is from RefSeq and is a predicted model, not a curated record. Gene Ontology annotation, cellular component: nucleus. Gene Ontology annotation, biological process: negative regulation of DNA-templated transcription.